AUGCCGCGUCUGUGGCUGCGCAUGAGCCCGUGCCGGCACGACGCCGGCGCGCACGAGGAGUCCAACGCCGACCCGCACCUGCAGUUCCGACGCACUGAGCGGCUCCCGUCGUUCAUCCACAGCAACCUCCCGGACCCGCCAGUCUCCACCACGGCCCGCCUCCGCGCCGCCCGCACCUCCAGCGGCGUCGACCGCAUCAGCCACCUCCCCGACUCCCUCCUCCGCGAGAUCGUCUACCGCCUCCCCGCCAAGGACGCCGCCCGCACCGCAUUGCUCGCCGCGCGCCGGCGCGGCGUCCGGCGCUCCCCAGCGGCGCCAGCGCCGGCUCGCUGGCGUCGACAUUGGCGGUGGCAGGGCGGCCAUGGCGUCGGCAUUCCGUCGAGCACCUCGUGUGCAGCGUCGACGAGUGGUGUGCGGCGGCGUUGCGCGGAUGGCGACGGCCUCCAGCAGGGGAACGGCGGCAUGGCGCGCAGCGGCGGCGCCACGGACUCGCGCGGUGGCGGCGCAUCGGCGGCGGGCAACGGCGCCGGAGAAGGGGAGGGAGGCGACGGGGGCGGCGCACUACAUACCUGCGCCGGAGACGGGGACGGGGGCACGCGCGGAGAGGAGCGGCGCGUGGACGAAGGCGAUGGUGACGGCGAUGGACUACUGCGGCGUGGCGAGGUUCACGGCGACGGCGUGGCGAGGUUCACGGCGACGGCGUGGCUAGGUUGCGCGCGUCUGCGUGUGUGA
Molecule: messenger RNA, 732 nt
Organism: Lolium perenne
Lineage: Eukaryota; Viridiplantae; Streptophyta; Magnoliopsida; Poales; Poaceae
Source: RefSeq, a predicted model, not a curated record